Molecule: messenger RNA, 537 nt
Organism: Abrus precatorius (Indian licorice)
Lineage: Eukaryota; Viridiplantae; Streptophyta; Magnoliopsida; Fabales; Fabaceae
Product: auxin-responsive protein IAA32-like
Exons: 4
Coding region: 1-537 (178 amino acids)
Biological process (GO): regulation of DNA-templated transcription
Cellular component (GO): nucleus
Molecular function (GO): protein binding
Source: RefSeq, a predicted model, not a curated record
AUGGAUUCUACCUCAUCAAGCUUCCUUUUGAACUCUUCAACUUUGCACUCAGUUUUCUACCAAGACAAACAGGAUGAUGGCAUAAUUGAUCUGGGUCUUAGUCUUGGAACUGUUCAACAUGACGCUUAUCAUUCUUCUGCCAACUUGUAUGAUCAUGACCUUGUGGAUUGGCCUCACUCUAAUCUCAAUCUCAAGAAUUCAAGCACACUGCAUUCUAGAUCUGUCCAUGAAAAUUUUGAUGAAGAUAUAGAGGGGGUCCAGAGCAACGAGAGAUGGGCAUAUGUGAAGGUUAACAUGGAUGGUGUUACCAUUGGAAGGAAAAUUUGUGUGCUUGAUCACGGUGGAUACUCAAGUCUAGCACUCCAAUUAGAAGACAUGUUUGGAAGCCAAUCUCUUUCUGGGUUACGAUUAUUUCAAUCGGGAUCAGAGUACUCAUUGUUCUACAAGGAUAGACAAGAUAAUUGGAAGGUUAGAGUUUAUAGAAUGUGUGAAGCGGUUAAGGAUUGCAAGAAAGAAUGCAGUUUCUUGUUCAUCUAG